This is a messenger RNA of Acinonyx jubatus (cheetah), 14250 nucleotides long. It is a transcript of the gene IL34, whose product is annotated as interleukin 34. The coding region runs from base 746 to 1447 and encodes 233 amino acids. Gene Ontology annotation, biological process: positive regulation of monocyte differentiation; positive regulation of macrophage differentiation; positive regulation of protein phosphorylation. The record is from RefSeq and is a predicted model, not a curated record. Gene Ontology annotation, molecular function: macrophage colony-stimulating factor receptor binding; cytokine activity. The transcript has 7 exons. Lineage: Eukaryota; Metazoa; Chordata; Mammalia; Carnivora; Felidae.
CAGGUUUCUCCUGAGAGCAAGCUCUCAGCGACUCAUGUGAUGCUGAACCCCUGUCUCAGGCUCUGCUUCUGGGGAAGCCAACCUCAGGCAGGCCAUUGGAAACCAGGUAUUCUUUGGUUUAGAAAUUGGGGCUCAGGGAUCAGAGGACCAGGGGAUCAUUGUUCCUUCCAGCUCUGAAAGUCUCUAAAACGGUGUGAUUUACUCAAUCACACAAGUUAGUGGCAGAGCUGGUCCACAAACCAUGCACAGUCUGGAGGAACCAGGGUGGGGUGGGGCCUGCUGGUGAAUGUGGUGCAGAGGCCAAGGCCACAACUGUGCUUUACUGGCAGUUGUGCUCCCAGAUCAAGCUUCAUCUCAGAGCCAGAUUUCACAUUGAGCAGCUGCAGACGGAGAAAUCAGAGAAAGCACAACCCAGCCCCAGAUUCCAAGGGGCCUGCUGGGGACUCUCUCCUUCUGCUCGAGAGGGAAGGACCCCGAGGCCACUGUCUCAGGCCAGAUCCUGGCUGCCAUGGGACUCGCAGCUACUGCCCCCCAGCUGCCCUCCACACUGCCAGGCAGAUAAGGGCAGGCGCUGCCCCAGGAGCACCUGCCGCCCCCUGCCGGGCCACUCCUCUGUGGUCAACCCUCCCCCAGCUUUGGGCCACCUUUGCUGACGCGAGGCCAUGUAGGCCCCACCUGGGCCUUUGUGGAUACACACACUGCUGGGGACACCGCCUCUGCUCUCUGGGGGACACAGCGUACCACCAUGCCCCGGGGAUUCGCCUGGCUGCACUAUCUCGGGAUCUUCCUUGCCAUGGCCUUGGGGAACGAGGGUUUGGAGAUGUGGCCUUUGACCCAGAGCGAGGAGUGUGCAGUAACUGGCUUUCUUCGGGACAAGCUUCAGUACAGGAACCGCCUUCAGUACAUGAAACACUACUUCCCCAUCAACUACAGGGUGAGCGUGCCUUAUGAGGGGGUGCUCAGAAUGGCCAACAUCACCAGACUGCAGAGGGCCCAGGUCAGCCAGCAGGAGCUGCGGUAUCUGUGGGUCUGGGUGAGCCUCAGUGCUACUGAGUCAGUGCAGGAAGUGCUGCUUGAGGGCCACCCAUCCUGGAAGUUCCUGGAGGAGGUACAUACGCUGCUGCUGGAUGUUCAGCAAGGCCUCACGGAUGUGGAGGUCAGCCCCAAGGUGGAAGCAGUGGUGUCGCUCCUGAGCACCCCCAGGUUGAGCCUGAAGCUGGUACGACCCAAAGCCCUGCUGGACAACUGCUUCCGGGUCAUGGAACUGCUCUACUGCUCUUGCUGUAAACAAAGUUCCGUCCUAAAUUGGCAGGACUGUGAGGUGCCGAGCCCUCAGCCCCACAGCCCGGAGCCCUCAUCGCAGUGUGUAGCUGCCCCUCUGCCCCAGCAGCCCCCCAUCUCCCUGCCCCGCUCCCCAGGACCCAAGACUGGACCCCCGGCUCAGUGAGGCGGCUGAGGGCACAGGGCAGAGGCCUUGUGCCCCACCUGGCCUGUGUGGUGACCUGUGUGGGACAGCUGGAGGUGCUCCCGCAGGAGUUUGGUGGAGUCUGAGACUUGUCUGGGGGGGGGGGUGGGGGAACCCCCAAGACAGUGUUUUUCCCUUGAGGGAGAUUCUGUGCCUGAGAAGGGCUCAGCUUCCUGCAUUCUGUACCUCACAGUCUCACCUGGAGCAGCCGGGGUCCAGAGCCCCCUGAAGGUGGACAGAGCUUGUCCCCUCCCUGCACCACCUGGGCUGCCUCGCUUGCCUGAAGGUGGUGCCCGGCGUGUCCUGAGACCUGCAGAGGCUAGACCUGUGCCAGGUUGGGGGGUGGGCGGGCAUGGGGAAGGGGCAGAGCCAGACACCACAUCUUGCCACAGUGGAUGCUCUUCCAGUCCCUCUUAUAUUUUCUAUUAAACACUUGCUUGUUUUGUUUGGGUUUGGUUUAGUUUGCAUCUGCAGAGGUGAACCCCAAGUGCAGGAGGCAGGAGAGAGGUAGGCUUGUGUGGUCCUGGGGCCUGGGUCUGGAGAUUUGGAUUCGGGAUGGAUGAAGCCUUAGCCUGGGGGCCUGGAAAUGGUGUUUGAGGGAGGGAGUUUCUUCCAGACCUGCCUGAGUCUCCAUGAGACCAGUGGGGCAGAGGGUGUCAGGCUGAUCCUUCUCAGUGUCUCCUGGCCACCCUCGCUGGCUUCAUUGGGCUGUCCCAAGAUAGCCACCUGUAGAGACAGAGUGGAGGUAUUCAAAAGCAUAGGUCCUGAUACAGGACCUGGCCACUCCUGCCCCUCAGCCGGGAUCUGGGAUGGGAAAGGGCAGGGUGCCAGCGCUGCGCAGGGGCAGGUGAACAGGGUGGAGGAAGCCAGGCGGAGGCAGGGGUGUUAAGUACAGUACAACUUUAUUAAUACUGGAAUCUUCACAGUGCAUUUGUUACUUGUAGCAGUGACUAUUUAAAUCGGGGGGAGGGGGGAGGGGGCAGGGAGGAAAGGAUAAUUUAUCCAGAAACGGACAGAAAGAAAAGAAACAAAAUGGUUCAGAUGGGAUGGGGGUGGGGUGGGGAGAGGUGGAGGGAAGAAAGGGUGAGUAGGAACCAGGAGGGGAGACUUGGGUGGGGAAAUAAAUUAAAAAAAGGAACAAGUUAACAACAGCACCAGAAAAGUUACUUCAGUCAAAAGACGCUUUUGAAAAGAAUAUUUCUCUGUACAAAAUGAAAAAAAAAAAUGAACGUAAAGAAGUCCCCCAAACCGAAGUUUGUGAUGUGGGAUGGCUGGCUCGGAUCCCAAGGGGGUGGGCCUAAGAGGUGGUCACUAAAUGGGAGAGAGGUGGUCAGGGGGAUGGGGGAGUUAUGUACAGCCCUGGGGUGGCUUGGAGGAGAGGGGGCACAAGUCUGGGAGGGUGGCUGUGCUAUGCCCACCCCCUCCUUGGGCCUCCCAAGCCACCCCCCCACCCCACCACUCCUUACCCUGCUCACAUCACACAUCCUGCAUCUCACUCCCUCAGCCCACUUGGGUACACCCCUCCCCGGGGCUUCCCAAACUGGCCACCUGCUCUCCCGGCCUCUUCGGGCCCUCCCUUGCCUGGACUCUCUCCAGGUGCCCACACUUGGGCUCUCGGGUUGGCCUGAGCAUUCAGCGAGGCUGUUCUCAGACCUAGCGACUUACAGAUACCAUUCUCCAUCUCCCCUUGGGGAGCCUGGGGGGCUCCAUCCACUCGGGGGCAUCCUUGGUUCCUCAGAGCUGCCUGGCUGCCUUGCUUGGACCCCAGUUCCCUGCAGAACUGCCAGGAGCUCCAGCCUGGCGCUGAGACUCAGACCCAACCCCAUCCCACCCCAACCAGGAAAAGCCUGCUCUCCUGACCCUGGGAGGCCCCUGCCUUGUGGUCCCGCUGCCCUGUGAGCUUGGCUGCUCUCUCUGCUGGCCUGCGGGACAACAGGAAGCCCUCUGCUCGCCCCAGACGCACCUGCUUCUACCUGCUUAGAGCUGGCAUGCCUCGGUACGUGGAGGGGAGGGCACCCCCACCCCGCACCUAGCAUGGACUGGACUCCAGGGUGGGGGGCACUGCACCGGGAUGGCAUCUCCUCUGGCAACAGAGAGUCAAAGCCAAUCUCCCUGGACCGCCCCUGCUCCCAUCUAAGCAGACGUACUAGAGGCCCCACCCUGGCCCUCUCCAACCUUAUUUUGGCUUUGCUCCAGAAUCUGGAGAAAAAAAAAACAGCUGCCCCCUGGCUUUGGGGAAGCCAAUUAGGCCCUCCUUUUCCUGCCGUGGGCCCGCCAGGCCACUGCGAGGACCCCUGUCCCUCAGGCACUCUCGGACACCCUGUACCGUCCACCCUGUCCCCACACACAGUCCUUGUCCAGUCAGCUCUAUUUUAUUAUAUUCAUAAAAUAACCCCCACACCCUGUGCAGUUCCAGCCCCUACCCCCACAGGUGGCCAAAACCAUGACCAAAGUGCCACGAGAAUUAAAGUCUCAACAUGCCCAGAUGAGGACCAUACAUCUGACCCUCAGGCCUCUGGACUUCUUCCCUGCUGCCCUGCCCCUCAACCCUGGCUGUACCUCCCAGAGGAGGGCAAGUCAGGAUGGGAUCCACCUCGGGGUCCACAGCCUCUUCUGUGUGGGUUCCCAAGACUCAACUUGGGGCCUGUGGCCCUUGGGCCUCCUUCCUCCACAGCAGGCUGGGCCUCCCAACUUCAGUCUGCCCCCCAACUGCUACUCUGUGGAGCUUUUCAGUCAAAUCUGACACCUUAGCCGAUUGGGUGCCUGGCCCCUCCACAGACAGCCCACCUCCCUGAUUGAGAGGAGCUUGGGACAGGUGCAGAGAAGGAAGGAGAGGGGCCUGGUGGAGGGCUGUGGGGGCCAGCAUUCAGGAGAAGCCCCAGGCACCACCAACCGAGGGGAGAAGUGGGGUCAGGUCAGCUAAGCUGUGGCACUGCGGGCCCAGGCCAGAUGUGGAAAAGGCAGGGCCUGUGGAAGAGGAAGAGGAGGGGCAGAGCAGGUGAGAAACGUAUAAAACAGGCUCCACAUCCAGUUCAAGGCCUGCAGGCUCGGAGCUGGCGAGCUCUGUUAAAGAAGUCACUUCCUGUUUAAAUGUGGAAAUCCAAGGUGAGUGUCUCUUUCCAUCAAGUGGCUUUUCCUCGCGUGACUUAAACGAAAAACCAAAAGCUUGCCUGGCUCUGCUCUUCCCUUGUUGUUGCCUUCGCUCUGAGUGGCCACUGUUCACCAGCCAGGCCACCUGCCUCUCGCGGGGCCAGAGGGCAGUGCCAUCACAAGAUGCGGGGCGCCGACCUGUCGUUGGUGACGGUCCUGCGGAGACGAACCCCGCGCCGGAUGGCCACCAGCAUGUCUUCGGCCGGGGGGUCGCUGGAGGCUGCCGGGGGCGGACUGGGCGUCUCCUCUGCGGGGGUGGCGGUCAGGGCUGUAGGGAAGGGGAACUGGCCCUCGCCCAGCGCGUGGGCGCCCGCCACCAGCUCCCCGAGCUUCUCCACCAGGCUGUGCCGGUUGGCGGCCAGCUGCUGCUGCUCGUCGUCGUCCGCCAGCCCGGGGUAGCUGGCUGCCUCUGGGGCAGGGCUGGCCCAGGCCGUGUUGGGCAGGCUCAGCCUCUUCGGUGAGGCCUUGGCCAGGUCUGGUGCCAGGGGCGAGGCGGCUUCGUCGCUGUAGAAGACGCACUCCUCGCUGCCCGCCCGUGUGGGCCCUGUGUAGCCAGGGGAGUCGGGCACUGUGGGUGUCUUCACGGGGACGAUGGGCGGCCGGAUGGGGAUGGGGCCAGCGCUGGAGAGCGCGCGGCGCACAGCGGGCUUGGUCGAGGGCGUGCGGCGGAUGGUGGCCACGCCGGGGGGAGCGCCCGAGGCGCUGGGCAGCCCUGCGGUGGAGGCCGGGCGCUUGGUCUGGAUCAGGCGGCGGUAAUUCUGGGCGAUGUUGCUGUUGCGGGGGAUGGUGGAGGACUUGUCGAACUCAGCCGGACCCUCGCCAUCUGCGUCCCCAUUCACCGAGUAGCAGUCGUAGUCGGAGCCUGGGGGCACGGGAUGCCGUGGGCUGGGGCCUGGGGCAUGUGAAGGCCCGGUGCCCCAGCCCCAGCCCCGGGGCCUACCUUGGGAGGGGAUGGUGUCCUCGGAGCAGGAUGGCGUGGUGGUCUGCGUGCUGUAGCCACUGGAGUACUGCAGAGAGUCCCGGCUGCUCUUCUGGUGCUCCAGGCUCAGGCCGCGGGUCAGCACCAUGGCCAGGUCACUGGCCGCUGGGGACACCUCUUCACCAUGCUGGGGGUGGUAAGACUGCAGGCUGAGGCCUGGCUCCCCGCUGCCCCCCUCGGCUCGGACUCCGGGUAGCUCCCACCAGGUGGAUGGAGCUGGCCCCGAGACCACCUGCCGGGUCUACUGGCACUGACCUGGGAGUGAACGGGGGCACUGGCUGGGCUGCCAGGGGAGCUGAUGCCUACCUUGGCUGCGAUGGUGGCAGGGGACAUGCGUGGUCUUGGUGCCUCCUCUCCGCUGGGGCCCAGGGUGCCCCCGCUGGCCAGGCCUGGCUCUGUGUCCCGGGGGUGUUCCAUUCGGUCCUUCCUCCUCUGCAGGCUGGUGCCUGAGGGCUGCUCAUGGGGACCUGCUUUGGCCCAGUCCUGCAGGGCAUGGCAGAUGGGUCAGGGGACCCUUGGCCCUGCCGUCCACGGCUGACGGUCCUCUCACUACAGUCGAGAUACAGGGUUUUCACGCCCGUGUGGGGCCUCAGGCUCAAGAUCACUGUCAAGGGCAGAGCAUGGAGGGUGCCAUGACCCCUGGUUCCUGCCAGUCCCAGGGGUAGGAUGGCAUGACUCAGGAAGGAAAGAUGUGAGGUGUUGGGAGUGGCUGCAGGUGUGCCUAGGCGGCUUUUCCUGCAGGGAGCAGGCACUCUGCUCCCCACUCUGGUAGGCCCCGGACCCUCCCUGAGUCCCACUGCAGGCGGGGAACACUGACCGAGGUGGGGGAGCUGCACUCGCUAACAGACUGGCAGGUUUCCGAGGCCUCCGAGGACGCAGAGCUGGAGGACUUCUGCCAUGCAGAGGAGAGCAGGUGGGCGAACGGGGCAGGGAGGCAAGGAGAGAAGAUACCUGGUCACAGCACUGGCAUGCAGCAGGACAUUCGAGUUCAGCACCACACCCUGCCGCCCCUGCGAGCGUCUGCAGGCCGAGCGCACACUGUGGGCACUGACCAACCCCGUGGCCCAACCCAAGAACCAUAGGUUUUGAGAAUGAACGACAGGACUUGCGGCUGCUGAUGGCCUGGAUGUGGUGGGCAAGGGAAGGUGGGACGCUAGGAAGGACAGCACGGUUGACGGUGUCCCUGUUGUCUCAGAAGGGCAGGCGUGGGGGAAGUAGGGAGUCUAGAGUUCCAUCCUGCACAUGCAGAGCUGAGCUGCCUGUUAGGUAUCUAUGGACAGAUACAAUGUCGGCAACUGCAUUUACAAGUCUGGAGUUUAGGGAGAAGUCAAGGUUGGAGUCACAAAUCCAACAGCCUUGAGACAGAGGAAGGUCACCUUGGCAGUGAGGACAGUUAGAGAAAAGGUUCAAGGACCUCAGGCGCACCCACAUUUAGUGGCUGGCAAGAAGAGGAGGGUCCGGUGAAGGAGAGUAACAAGGAACUGCCAGAGAGGUGGUUAGAAAACCGUAAGCAGACGAUGUCACAGAACUCAGAAGGACCUGCCCUUGAGGAGAAGGAUGGUCAGCAGUGCUGAAGCUGCUGGGGGUCCAUCAGAGGGCACAGAGGCAUCGUGGACACCUCAAGGACUAUUUCAUAGACUGGGGGGGGGGGGCGCAAGUCCACUUUUGAGCGGACCGAGUGUAUAGGGGAGACUCUUGCUUUGGCCGGUUGUGGGGAGUAGGUGCCAUGGGAAACCCCCAACUGCAAAGAAAACACAAGAAUGAAGGGGUGCCUGGGAGGCUCAGUUGGUUAAGUGUCUGACUUCGGUUCAGGUCAUGAUCUUGUGGUUUGUGGGUUUGAGCCCCGUGUCAGGCUCUGUGCUAAUAGUGCAGAGCCUGCUUGGGAUUCUCUCUCCCUCUCUCAAAACAAAUAAAAAAAAAAAAGAAUGAAGAUAAAAGCAGCCAGGGUGGGCACAGGACCACGAGGGCUCCUGGGGGCACAUGUGGAGUGCAGCACAGUGGUUGGGAGACUGGACAAGGGGCUAGGUGGAGAGCUCACCCUGUGAUGGGGUCCAUUAUUACAGCACCUCUGCCCUGUCAAAUUCUCCAAAUCAUCUUUAAUUUAGAUACUGGGAUAUUUCAGUUUGUGAUGAACCAAGAUCAACAAAACAAAAGGAAACAAAGCAUCACAGGUGAGGAUUCAGAUGAAGCAAGCAACAAAUUUGGAUGUUUAUCAGUGUAAUUGUUAAAGCAAGAACCAAUGGAAAAAGCUCUUGGAACAGUCAGUGGAAAAAUUUAGGGCUAAUUCAUGAACAAACACUUAAACAGGGCUAGAUGAGAGCUUCCUUAUCUGAUAAAGGGGAUCUUCAAAACUAUCAAUACCUUUCCCUCUGAGGAUGGGAAAAAGAUAAGGAUGCCCAGGAUCGGGAUGCCUGGGUGGCUAAGUCGGUUAAGCGUCCGACUCUUGAUUUUAGGUCAGGUCACUAUCUCAGUUUCGUGAGAAACUGUGAUGGUGCAGAGACUGCUUGAAGUUCUCUCCCUCCCUCUCUCUUUGCCCCUCCCCUACUCGCAAUACAUUUCUCUCAAAAUAAACAAACUUAAAAAAAAAAAAAAAAAGAUGGCUACCAUCACCAUUUCUGUUCAACAUUGGAAGUCCUAGCAGGCAGUAAGGCAAGAAAAAGCAGUAAAAAGCAAAAGGAUUGGAAAGGAAGAAAACAGUGGUCAUUAUUUAUAAAAGACAUGAUUGUUGUAUAGGUAGAAUAUUCAAAAGAAUCUAUAAUUAUCAGACCUAAGUGAUUUUAAUAUAACUUAAUAAAAUCAAUUUACCAAAAAAAAAAAAAAAUCAAGUCUCUAAAUAUCAGCAGCCAACAAAAAAAAUCCGACAAAGCCAAUAUAAUUUAAAAUAGCAUCAAUAAACAUCAACUACCCAAGGAAAAAAAUCCAGUGAAAGACGUGCAAGAUCUUUACGUGCAAACUGCAAAACCUUACUGAGAAAAGGAAAAGCCAAAAUAAAUGGACAGAUUUAUGCAAUCCCAGCCAAAACCCCAGGAGGUGUUGUUACUGUUUUUCUGAUGGAAACUGACAAGCUGGUAUUAAGGAAUAUAAGGAAUUACAAAGGCCAAGGUGAUACUGAAGAAUAACAAAGCUGGAAGACUUCUGUUACCAGAUAUCAAAAAUGUUUAUAAAGUUACAAUAAUGAAGACUAGUAUGGUAUUGUAAAAGAGCACAGUUCAACCAGCAGAACAGAAUAUAAACUUCCUUGGGUGCCUGGGUGACUCAGUUGGUUAAGUGUCCAACUUUGGCUCAGGUCAUGAUCUCACAGUUUGUGAGUUCGAACCCCACAUCAGGCUCGCUGCUGUCAGCAAAGAGCCAGCUUCCGAUCCUGUGUUCCUCCCCUCCCCACUUUCAAAAAUAAACAAACAUUAAAAAAAAUAAAAAACACAAACUUCCAAAACAGCUACAGGUAUACAGGUAACACUGCAGUGCAGGGGGGAAAAGAUGGCCUUUUCAAUAAAUUGCUAAUUAGAUAUCUGUAUGGAAAAAAGGACCCCCAUCUCAUACGUCCCCUGCCCCCCCCCCCCAUCAAUUCCUGAUGAGCUGCAGAUCUAAAUGAAAAAGGUAAAAGAAAAAGGCUUUCAGAAGAAAAUGUCUUUGUGACCUUAGAGUACACAAACAUAUCUCAAGAUACAAAAAGCAUUGGAAAUUUUAAAAAAUGAAUACACUGGACAUCCAUUAAAAUUAACAGUUUUACAAAGAUGUAAAAGAUCUGUUUGCUGAAAACCAUAGAAAGCUUAUGAAGGAAAUUGAAGAAGACACAAAGAAAUGGAAAAACAUUCCAUGCUCAUGGAUUGGAAGAAUAAAUAUUGUUAAAAUGUCAAUACUACCCAAAGCAAUCUACACAUUCAAUGCAACCCCAAUCAAAAUUGCACCAGCAUUCUUCUUAAAGCUAGAACAAGCAAUCCUAAAAUUUGUAUGGAACCACAAAAGGCCCCGAAUAGCCAAAAUAAUAUUGAAGAAAAUCAAAGCAUCACAAUCCCAGACUUUAGCCUCUACUACAAAGUUGUAAUCAUCAAGACAGUAUGGUAUUGGCACAAAAACGGACACACAGACCAAUGGAAUAGAAUAGAGAACCCAGAAUUGGACCCACAAAUAUAUGGCCAACUAAUCUUUGACAAAGCAGGAAAGAGUAUCCAAUGGAAAAAAGACAGUCUCUUUAGCAAAUGGUGCUGGGAGAACUGGACACCCACAUGCAGACGGAAGAAACCAGACCACCUUCUUACACCAUACACACAAAAAAACUCAAAAUGGAUGAAAGACCUGAAUGUGAGACAGGAAAACCAUCAAAACCCUAAAGGAGAAAGGAGGAAACAGCCCCUUUGACCUCUGCUGCAGCAAUUUCUUACUUGACACAUCUCCAAAGGCAAGGGAAUUAAAAGCAAAAAUGAAGUACUGGGACCUCAUCAAGAUGAAAAGCUUCUGUACUGCAAAGGAAAUAAUCAACAAAACUAAAAGGCAACCAACGGAAUGGGAAAAGAUAUUUGCAAAUGACAUAUCGGAUAAAUGGCUAGUAUCCAAAAUCUAUAAAGAAGUUACCAAAUUCCACACCUGAGAAACAAUCCAGUGAAGAAAUGGACAGAAGGCAUGAACAGACACUUUUCUAAAGAAGGCAUCCAGAUGGCCAACAGACACAUGAAACAAUGCUCAACGUCACUCCUUAUCAGGGAAAUACAAAUCAAAGCCACACUGAGAUACCACCUCACGCCAGUCAGAGUGGCUAAAAUGAACAAAUCAGGAUAACUAUGGAUGCUGGCAAGGAUGUGGAGAAAGGGGAACCCUUUUGCACUGUUGGUAGGAAUGCAAACAGGUGUAGAUGCUCUGGAAAACAGUGUGGAGGUUCCUCAAAAAAUUAAAGAUAGAUCUACCCCGUGGCCCAGCAAUAGCACUGCUAGGAAUUUACCCAAGGGAUACAGGAGUGCUGAUGCAUAGAGGCACAUGUACCCCAAUGUUUAUAGCAGCACUUUCAACAAUAAUAGCCAAAUGAAAAGAGCCUAAAUGUCCAUCAACUGAUGAAUGAAUAAAGAUGUGCUUUAUAUAUACAAUGGAAUACUACUUGGCAAUGAGAAAGCAUGAAAUUUGGCCAUUUGCAGCAACGUGGAUGGAACUGGAGCAUAUUAUGCUAAGUGAAAUAAGUCAGUCAGAGAAAAAACAAAUACCGUAUGCUUUCACUCAUAUGUGGAUCUGGAGAAACUUAACAGAAGACCAUGAGGGAGGGGAAGGGGGAAAAAAAGUUGUAGGGAGGGAGGCAAACCAUAAGAAACUUUUUUUUUUUUUUCCCUCAUAAGAAACUCUUAAAUACAGGGAACAAACUGAGAGUUGAUGGGCGCUGGGGGACAGCAGAAAGUGGGUGAUGGACACUGAGGAGGACACUUAGUGGGAUGAGCACUGGGUGUUGUAUGGAAACCAAUUUGACAAUAAAUGAUAUUAAAAAAGAUAAAAUUAAGAAUUUUAGGUCAUUAAAAGACCCAAUUAAGAGUAAAGGCUCAGAGAAAACCCCAGAUGAAGGAGUGGUGUUGUAUCCAUAAUACAUAAGGAGUUCUAGGAUCAAUAAGAAAAAAAAAAUAAAACUUAGUAGAAAAAUGGGCAAAAUCCUGAAUAGGUCCUUCAUAAAAGAGGACAGCCAAGUGGCCUUCAGAAGUAGGAAAUGGUGUUCAAUCUCAUUCCUCAUUAGGGAAGGACGAAUUUCAAACACAGGCGCUACCACUAUACACCCCCCAAGAAGGGCUUAAAUGAAAAAGAUGCUAAAUACCAAGGGCUGGUGAGGAUGAAGAACAGCAAUAAACCAUUGCUAUGGUAUUCUCUUACCAGAAAUGUAUGACCUCCAUCUAAUUAUGUGAAGACACAGGACACACCCAAACUGAGAGACGUUCUAUAAAAUACCUGACUGGUAUUCUUCAAGAGCAUCAAAGACAUGAAAGAAGAAGGGCUGUAGAGGUGCUACAGACUGGAGAAGCCCCAAAAGAUACAACAAUUAGAUGCGACACAGGGUCCUGUGCUGGAUCCUGGACUCCUGGACCAGAAAAGGGAUCUGAGUGAGAAAAUGAGCAACAUUUGGAAAAAGACCACAGGUUAGUUAAUAGUAUUGUGCCAGUGUUCGUUCCUGGUUUGGUAGCUACAUAACAGGUUAACAUUAGGGGAGCUUGGGAGGAGCAGGUGGGAACUCUGUACUCUUUUUGCAACUUUUCUACAAGACUGAAAUUAUUUCAAAAUAACAGUUUAGAAAAAAAGCCUUAAUGGAAAGGUUAAAAAGCUGUAACCUAGACUUGAAAAGUAAAUUGGAAGACAGACCUGACUAAAUGAUCCAGAACAUCAUACCGAGAGGCGGGGAGAAGGAAAAUGUGAUAACUGAGAGAACCAUACACAGAAGGAUAAAUGAGAAGGUCCAGCAACACACUGAAUUGGAAUCUCAGAAGGAGAGAACAGAGCCAAAGUAGGAAUAGAGAAAUCAUGGCUGAAAAUUUCCAGAACACGUGAAAGACAUGAAUAUGAAGAUACAGGAAUACAAACCCAUCAAAUGAGACUAAAUAAAAACAAAUCUGCAACUAAGCACAAACUGAAGAGCAAAGAUGUUACAAGUGACCAGGGACGCAAAGGCCCAACAAUCUGACUGAUGGCAGACCUCUCAAUCGACAAUGGAAGCCAGGACACAGUGGAAAAAUACCUUCCAAGUGGUGGAGAGAGAAUAACUGUCACAUCAGAAUUGUGUCCCUGGCAACACUUUCAAGACAGACGACAAAAGGAAGCAUGUUUACAGAUUUAAAAAAACCCUGAGAAUUUACCACUACAGAUCUAUUCUAAAAGAACUUCUAAAGGAUGUGCUGUAUACUUCAGAAAGAAGAAGAGUUAAGGUAUAAGAACAAAUGAUGAACAAAGAAAUGUGUAAACAUAUGGGUAAAUCUAGACAAAUACUGUAUGCACAAAAUAAUAGUAAAGUUAAGAAAAUAAAUGUCAUGUGGUGCCUGGCUGGCCUAGUUGGAGCGUGAGACUCUUGAUCUCAGGGUUUUAAGUUUGAGCCCCACAAUGGGUGUAUAGAUUACUUAAAAAUAAAAUCUUUAAAAAGGAAAAAGAAGGAGGAGGAGGUAGAGGAGGAGGGGGAGGAGGAGGAGGAGAAAAAUGUCAUCUGUGAGUGUCAUAAAAAAGUAGAGAAUAAUAUAUAUUAGCUUAUAAGUUGGGAGAACCCACUGGUGACUGAAGUUAAAAUAUUUAUUGAAGUCUUUGAAUUAUUCAGGAGUUGGGCCUAAGAAUGCAUGGUAAAAUUUCAAGAUAUCCUAUAAAAGAAAUACAAUAUAACUUACAGUUUAGUAGAGGGAAACAAAUGAGAGAAGGAAAAAAAAGUAAAGGACAAGGGAAGAGACAUAAGAGGCACAGAAAAAGUAGAAUGUAUAAAAAGACAGGAAUCCAAAUAUGUCAAUAAUCACAAUAAAGAGAAGUAGACUAAAAAUGCCAAAUCAAAAGAUAGAGAUUGUCAGACUGGAUAAAAGAGAAUCUAGGCAUCUGUUGUUUAUAAGAGACUCAUCUAAAACAUAAGGAUAUAGUGAGUUUAAAAGUAAAGAGAUGGGAGGGGUGCCUCGGUGGCUCAGUUGGUUAAGCCUCCAACUCUUUUUUUUUUAAAUUUCUUUUAACAUGUAUUCAUUUUUGAGAAACAAAGAAAGACAGAGCAUGAGUGGGGGAGGGGCAGAGAGAGAGGGAGACACAGAAUCGGAAACGAGCUGCAGGCUCUGAGCUGUCAGCACAGAGCCCGACUUGGGGCUCGAACCCAUGAACUGUGAGAUCGUGACCUGAGCUGAAGUCGGACGCUCAACCAACUGAGUCACCCAGGUGCCCCAAGCCUCCAACUCUUGAUUUCAACUUGGGUCCUGAUCUCACAGUUCCUGGGAUCCAGCCCCACACGGGGCUCUGCACUGACAGCAUGGAGCCUACUUGGGAUUCUCUCUCUCCAUCUCUCUCUCUCUGCCCCUCCCCUGCUCUCUUUCUCUCUCUCUUGCGAAAUAAACAAACAUUAAAAAAAUAAAACAGAUGGGAAAUGGUAAUAUAAAUCUUGAACAGGAUAAAGCUGAGAUAGCUGUAGUAAUAUCAGACGAAACAGGCUUUUAGAAAGCAUUGUAAGGAACAGAGGACCAUCAUGUUAGAAGAUUGAAUUCACUAUGAAGACUUAAUAUCUUAAACUUGUCUGUACCUAAUAAAACAGUCUCAAAAUAUGUACAGCAAACAUGGAUGGAACUAUAUGGGAGAAAUUAAAAAAUCUAAAAUUUUUCAGUUAUAAAUAGGUGAAGCUGAUAGGAGUGAAUGAGAAAUAGGUAGAAUUGGUCAGUGCAGACAAUUCUUAAAUUUCCUUGUGAAGGAAGCUAGGUGACUGGAGGAUAACAUGGAAGGAAGGGAGGGCUUUUAAGAUGCGUGAUACUAAGAGUGCCUGGGUGGUUCAGUCGGUUAAACAUCUGACUUCAUUCAGCUCAGGUCAUGAUCUUGGGGUUCACGAGUUCAAACCCUCCAUCGGGCUCUGUGCUGACAGCUCAGAGCCUACAGCCUGCUUUGGAUUCUGUGCCUCCCUCUCUCUCUGCCCUUCCCCACUUGUACUCUGUCUCUCUCUCAAAAAUAAAUAAAACAUUUAAAAAAUUUAAAA